AUGUUUUCACCAGCGAGACAAGAAGCUCUGCGCAACUACCAAAGCAUUCUCCCCCAGGAGCCUCCCAAAAGUGGGGAAGCUACAGAGGGAUACAAAGAAAUUGACGAAAUUGCUUAUGAGCUGUCACGACUACCUCUAGGGACAUCGAGGCCACUCAAAGCGAUAGUUGUUGGCGCUGGCUUCAGUGGUUUGGCUUUCGCACGCGAGGUUGAAACAGGUCAACUUCCAAAUGUGAAUUUGACCGUCUAUGAGAAGAAUGCCUCUGUUGGGGGAACGUGGUAUGAGAAUAGAUAUCCAGGUUGUGAUAUCCCGGUUCACAACUACCAGUAUUCCUGGGCACCCUAUCCACAUUUCCCAAGCUACUAUGGGGCUGGAUCAGAUAUUCGCACCUACAUCGAAGCAGUGGCAGAUCAACAUCACCUACGCAAAUAUAUCAAAGUAUCCCACAAGGUUCUCGGUGCCAAAUGGAUCGAAGAACGCCAGAAAUGGCAAGUUCAGAUUGUUGCGACAGACGGCAGGCAGCUCAUGGUAAGUAAUCGCGCUAGCAAGGAAGGCGAGGCCGGUGAGCCUUUCAUGGAUGAAUGCGAUGUUUUUAUAAAUGCAACUGGAUGCUUCAAUGAUUGGAAGUGGCCUGCUAUACCUGGCAGGGAGACCUUUGAAGGUAAAAUGAUCCACUCGGCAGCAUGGCCAGAUGAUGAUGUCGACCUUAAGGGUAAAACUGUUGCUCUUAUUGGGAAUGGAAGCACUGGGGUGCAAAUCUUACCUGCAAUUCUUGAUGAGGUGGAUAAGAUCUACGUCUUCAUUCGCAGUCCGACCUGGGUGACAGCAAGUUUUGCACAGAAAUUUGCUGGACCUAAUGGAGAGAAUAUCUUUUUUUCAGAAGAGCAAAAGGAGCACUGGAUGACGCACCCCGAUGAAUAUCUCGCAUAUCGAAAGGAGGUUGAAUCUGAGCUCAAUUCCCGGUUUAGGCUCUAUCUCAAAGACUCAGUGGAGCAGAAGCAGGCCUUGGAUUAUUCUAUUUCACAAAUGGAGAAAAAGCUUUGUGGCAAGCCGGAAAUCCAGGAGAAAUUGAUUCCAGACUUUGCGGUUGGAUGCCGUCGUACAACACCAGGAAAUGGAUACCUCGAGGCUCUCUGCUCUCCAAAGGUGGAAGUCAUCUGGGGAGGUGUAGCCUCCUUCAACAGAUAUGGCCUGACGUCCCAAUCCGGUAAACAAAUUGACGUCGACACAAUCAUAUGCGCAACUGGUUUCAACAUGUCCUUCUCCCCCCGUUUUCCUGUUAUUGGUCUCAAUGGAGUCAACCUUCAAAACAAGUGGGAUGUAAACCCGGAAUGCUAUCUCUCGGUCACUGCAGCUGAAAUGCCCAACUACUUCGUCUAUCUAGGCCCAGCUAGCCCUCUCGGGCAUGGAAGCGUUGUCAGUUCGCUCGAACGGGUGACUGAAUAUAUUAGCAAAUUUGUUCGCAAGCUGCAAACGGAGAAUUAUAGCUCUGUGGUGCCAAAGUCAUUCAUUCCGCGUGCAUACCAAAAGCAGGCUCUUGCGUGGCUGGAAAAGACGGCUUGGAGUUCCCACUGCGCAUCGACUUACAAGAAUGGGAAGGCUGAUGGAAAGUUAAUCUCGCUUCACCCUGGCUCAAGAUUGCACUACUUCCAACUUCUGGCCAACCCUCGCUGGGAAGACUUCGAAUGGAAGAGUUUAUGUCCAGAUGAGGAUUUGACGUUUGCUUGGCUUGCAAAUGGGUUCAUUGUCCAGGAAUCAGGGAGCAACCACGAUGAUGACUUAACUAUUGAGGCGAGCAGCUGGUUCAUUGGUCAUGUUGAGCCUGAUAAAAUUAUCAAAAAGACUGGUUAG
Molecule: messenger RNA, 1851 nt
Organism: Penicillium riverlandense
Lineage: Eukaryota; Fungi; Ascomycota; Eurotiomycetes; Eurotiales; Aspergillaceae
Product: flavin-containing monooxygenase
Exons: 5
Coding region: 1-1851 (616 amino acids)
Source: RefSeq, a predicted model, not a curated record